Messenger RNA from Fusarium subglutinans, 600 nucleotides. RefSeq names its product U1 small nuclear ribonucleoprotein C. The transcript is spliced from 6 exons. Gene Ontology annotation, cellular component: nucleus; U1 snRNP. The record is from RefSeq and is a predicted model, not a curated record. Gene Ontology annotation, molecular function: pre-mRNA 5'-splice site binding; zinc ion binding. The coding region runs from base 1 to 600 and encodes 199 amino acids. Lineage: Eukaryota; Fungi; Ascomycota; Sordariomycetes; Hypocreales; Nectriaceae. Gene Ontology annotation, biological process: spliceosomal snRNP assembly; mRNA splicing, via spliceosome; mRNA 5'-splice site recognition.
AUGCCCAAGUUCUUCUGCGAUUAUUGCGAUGUCUACCUCACGCACGAUUCCAUGAGCGUCCGCAAGGCUCAUAACAGUGGUCGAAACCAUUUGCGAAACGUAGUUGAUUAUUACCAACAAAUCGGCCACGAGAAGGCUCAAUCCGUCAUCGACUCCAUCACCUCUUCUUACGCUGCCGAAGGCCAAGCACACGCAAAUCCUAUGCUUCCUCAAAAUCAACCAGGACAGGGCUUUCCUCCCCCUCCUUUUGCGUUCCCAGGUGGUAUCCCUCCUCCGCCUUUCCCGGGGAUGCCAGGUGCGCCUCCUGGACAAUUCCCUCAAGGACUACCCCCCCCUCCUGGCGGUGGUCGAGGCAUGCCCCCGAUGCCCCCAUUCCCUGGGCCCAAUGGCAUGCCAGUACCUCCUAACGGUCUUCCAUUCCCUCCUCCUCCAGGCGGCUUCCCGUUCCCUCCUCCGGGUGCUCCAGGAGGACCUGGUGCUUCCGGCGGUGCCCCUCUUCCUUUUCCUGGCAUGCCUGGCAUGCCUCCGCCCGGCCAAGGAUUUCCACCACACGGAUUUGCUCCUCCUGGAGCCGGAGCUCCUGGACAUGAGAAGCGAUGA